AUGGCUGUGGUGGCGACUCAGAUGGCGGUGGAUAUGGAGGCGAUUCAGGAGGCGACGGAUCUGGAGGCGGCAGCAGCAGACCAUGAUCUGGCUAUGGGAGAUGAAAACGUUGAAGAGGCGGAGGUGGGAGAGGGGGGAGAGAGUCUGGUACCGGAGACUGCUAUCCUCGAUCUAGACUUCGAUGCUGAUGAGGAAGUUCAAGUCAUACAACGAUGUGUGAUCGAGAAGUACUACUCCAUGCGUAGGGUUAAAGCGGCGACUCUCCUCCUAGAGUUCAAGCGCAUCUGGCAGACAUGUGCCGACAUGAAAUUCAAAGAUCUGGAGGACAAUAUGUAUGUGAUCACGUUCGAUGCGGAGGGGGAUUAUCAGCAUGUAGUUCAUGGAGGACCAUGGCAGCUACGCGGCGAAGUACUCAUCGUGGCUCCGGUGGAUGGAACGGUGCCCCUCAUGGAGAUCCCGGUUGAUGCCAUGCCCAUAUGGAUUCAUAUCGAUAAGGUGCCCCCUAUGUUACAGAACGACCAAAUUGGCCGUGCUCUUGGUAGCUUUCUGGGUAGGGUCCUGGAAGUGGAUGCUAUGGCUAACGGGCAAGUUGGUGCAUAUCUCCGGGUAAGGGUAGAGAUCUCGUUGCGCCAGCCCUUGCAGGAUGAAGUUGCUAUCAGGAUUAAGGGCAAGCUUACGACCUACAAGGUUCAGUAUGAGCGUCUGCCUAAUUUGUGUUUCCAUUGUGGGCUUGUCGGGCAUGGGAAGACGGAGUGUCUGAAGGAACAACAGGGCGCGAAAUCACGCGGACUAGAUGCACGGCUGCGCUGCUCUCCGGUCCGUAAAGCUGAUCGGAGAGAUGGUGUGAUACGUGCAGAUUCUGCUGCUCGGAGGAAGUUGAUGCUGCCGUUUGGUGCUGCUUUAUCAUCUAACAGAAGUCAUGCUAGUUCUAGAAGAAUGAGCCAGGAGCAGCAGUCGGCGGAUGAGAUUGUAGGGGAAGUGGAGCUGUCAAAUAAAGUUAAUGAACUUAGUGUUCAUGAUGAAGGUGUGCAUGAUGAUGAAUGUACAGAGUCUCCUCCUCCUAACCAUAAAGGAGCUGACAAAUAA
This is a messenger RNA of Brachypodium distachyon (stiff brome), 1086 nucleotides long. RefSeq lists its product as uncharacterized. The record is from RefSeq and is a predicted model, not a curated record. The transcript has a single exon. Lineage: Eukaryota; Viridiplantae; Streptophyta; Magnoliopsida; Poales; Poaceae. Bases 1 to 1086 code for a protein of 361 amino acids.